This is a messenger RNA of Entamoeba invadens IP1, 615 nucleotides long. RefSeq lists its product as hypothetical. The transcript has 6 exons. Gene Ontology annotation, molecular function: GTPase activity; GTP binding. Bases 1 to 615 code for a protein of 204 amino acids. Lineage: Eukaryota; Evosea; Mastigamoebida; Endamoebidae. The record is from RefSeq and is a predicted model, not a curated record.
AUGCAACCAACUGCAAACGCACAAUGUGACUACACUUUCAAAGUUCUUAUAAUAGGUGAGUCUGGCGUUGGUAAAACUGCUGUUCUUGAACGAUAUUGUGACAACGUGUUUAACGAGUCUUUGCUGUCUACUGUUGGUGUUGAUUUUAAAGCAAAGUACUUUACUAUAGACUCCAAAAAAAUUAAGGUCCAAUUGUGGGAUACGGCGGGACAAGAAAAGUUCAGAAACAUCACCAGUUCAUAUUAUCGAGGAACACAUGGGUGUAUUGUUGCAUUUGACGUUACCGAUUUGGCAACUUUUGAAAAGAUUUCAUAUUGGUUGGGAGAACUUGCAAAUGAGAAACAACAACCAGAAAUUAUUAUUUUGGGGAAUAAAAUUGACGCACCAAAUAGAAAAGUGACUGACGAAAUGGUCGAGAACUUCAGUCGACAAAAUGGGGGACUCAAAAUAUUUUAUAGUAGUGCAAAGACGGGAGAAGGGAUCGAAAAUGUCUUCACCGAGAUUGUCAACUCCAUUUACAAAAACAAGGAUUUGAUGUCGAGAAUGCGUAGCUCUGCAGCAAUGAAUAUGGAGGAUGUUACUGUACCUACUAACACUAACUCCAAGUGUUGCUAA